Esox lucius (northern pike) is the source of this 1287-nucleotide messenger RNA. Its product is annotated as C2 calcium-dependent domain-containing protein 4C. The record is from RefSeq and is a predicted model, not a curated record. NCBI's taxonomy places the organism in Eukaryota, Metazoa, Chordata, Actinopteri, Esociformes, Esocidae. Bases 1 to 1287 code for a protein of 428 amino acids. The transcript has a single exon.
AUGUGGUUCCUGGGUAAGAUCCGAGAGAGCAUGGAUAGCAUUCCCCUGGAGAUUGGACACUAUGCAGAAAAGAGAAAGGCGGAGGAUCUUUCAGCCAAGGCAAGUCUCUCAAACAAGUUGCAUGGUAACAUUCUGACUCCGGACAAAAUCCCUGAGUUUUGCCUGCCCCCUCGGCUGUACAGGAGAACAGUGGCCCCAGAGAGAGCUGCAGCAAAACCAGGUGCUUUGAGUCAGAGGUUCACCAGUCGAGACUGUGGUGCUAGUGCUCUCUCAAGUGCUCUACAUGAACAGGUUGAUCAAAUGAAGUUGACCAAAGUCAGUGUGUUGGCCCAGAGGGCUCAGAAGCCACUGCCAUUCUCUGCAGAAGGCUACGGUUUGGCUGGGAUGUAUGAGAGUCCCAACACACGGAGGAAAGAGUCGUUGUUUCACUGCAGGAGCGUUGUUUACACACUGGACAGGAGCUUCCUCAAGCACUCAACAACCAUGGCCCUGGAGGAAAACCAGUGGAAAACCACCCAGACAGGUGUUGGACCCAGGCUCACUUCCAAGGGCCCGUCAGAGGCAGGCAGCGCCGAAAGCGACACCCCCUCCUCAAAUGACUCCUCCCCACUGGGCUCUCCCCUAUUCAGCCGCUGUCGCCCUGGCUUCUCGCUUUCUAUCAUCACCGCUUUGGAGGCUGGUUCUCCCGGUCUGCGGUCUGCUUCCGCCUCUAGGUGCCCUCUGGGAGCGGAAGGAGCCUGCCCCUGCUGUGUGGUUGACCCCAGGAGAAGAAGGGGAGCACUCUCACCCGUUUCCUCCUCCUGCAUCGAGCCCUGCUCCAGUAACCCUACGGAGGUCAGCUCACUGUCGCCCCCUGUCCUGUUCCCGCUGGAUGUGCUCCACUGCCAGAAGCGUCUGCAGAGAGAGCAUGUCCUUCCAUUGCCGGGGGGCAGCGGGAGGGUCCGCUUCUCGGCUGAGUACACCUCGUCGGCCCCUCUUCUCUCCACAGUGCGAGUGCGGGUGGUGUCCGUAGAGGGUCUAAUGGACAGAGGGGACCCAGGGGCCCUUCACUGCAGCCUUAGCUUGAGCCUGAGUCCGGGAAAGCUCCAGAAACAAAACAGCGCCACCAUCAAGAACUGCAGGAACCCCAUGUUUAAUGAGGACUUCUUUUUCACUGAACUGAGUCGGGACAGCCUUGAUGUCCUGCGGCUCCGGCUGAAAGUGUCGGACAAGCCCUCCGCUCUCAGACGCGGCUUGGUGCUCGGGGUCGUCCUAACUGAACCCCUGGCCCACCUACUGCACCUGUAA